Messenger RNA from Nelumbo nucifera (sacred lotus), 1508 nucleotides. RefSeq names its product short-chain dehydrogenase-reductase B (gene SDRB). Gene Ontology annotation, molecular function: 2,4-dienoyl-CoA reductase (NADPH) activity. NCBI's taxonomy places the organism in Eukaryota, Viridiplantae, Streptophyta, Magnoliopsida, Proteales, Nelumbonaceae. Gene Ontology annotation, cellular component: peroxisome. The record is from RefSeq and is a predicted model, not a curated record. Gene Ontology annotation, biological process: fatty acid catabolic process.
UGGACAGCCCUUGUUUUCUCCAUUGAUCUUCGUUGUUAUCCGUCAAAUUUGGAGAGCUUUCUGCGGUCAAAACUCAGCUCUGCGUCAAUUGACAAGUAAUUAGACGAACACACGAGCGAGCGAGAGAGCUUCAAUGGAGUCUCCGUUCAAGCCCGAUAUUCUGAAAGGGAAGGUUGCCCUUUUGACGGGUGGAGGCUCUGGAAUUGGGUUCGAGAUAGCCACUCAGUUCGGCAAACAUGGUGCCUCUGUUGCGAUCAUGGGCCGCCGCAAACAGGUCCUGGACUCUGCUGUUUCCACUCUCCAAUCGCAGGGAAUUCGGGUUAUUGGACUUGAGGGAGAUGUUCGCAAGAAGGAAGAUGCAAUGAGAGUCAUUGAAUCAACCAUCAAGCAUUUUGGCAGACUUGACAUUCUUGUGAAUGCUGCAGCUGGGAAUUUUCUUGUAAAUGCAGAGGAUUUAUCUCCUAAUGGAUUCCGCACAGUUAUGGAUAUUGAUUCUGUAGGCACAUUCACAAUGUGCCAUGAAGCAUUGAAGUAUCUUAAGAAAGGGGGACCAGGAAGGGGCCCAUCUAGUGGUGGAACAAUUUUGAACAUUAGUGCAACUUUGCAUUAUACAGCAUCUUGGUAUCAAAUUCAUGUAUCUGCUGCUAAGGCAGCUGUUGAUAGUAUUACAAGGUCCCUGGCACUGGAGUGGGGGACCGAUUAUGAUAUCAGAGUUAAUGGGAUUGCACCAGGACCCAUUGGUGAUACUGCUGGAAUGAGUAAAUUAGCACCUGAGGAGAUAGGGAAGAAAAGAGAGGAAUACAUGCCACUUUAUAAAUUGGGGGAGAAAUGGGACAUUGCAAUGGCUGCUGUCUACCUAGCAUCAGAUGCAGGUAAAUACAUUAAUGGAACAACACUUAUUGUUGAUGGAGGACUGUGGCUGAGCCGGCCACGCCAUAUUCCAAAAGAGGCAGUGAAGCAACUCUCACGGGUGGUAGAAAGGAGGUCUAGAGAUGCACCUGCUGGGCUUCCAACAAGCAAGCUGUAGCAUUUGCAUUGAAAAUGAUCAUAAUAUAUUUAGUCUGCUAUUAUAGCCUCCAUGACUCCAUCAGGCUCUUCCAAAUUGAGACUUGCAUUAUAUCUUCUGCUGAGUAGUCAAAAACCAUUAUAGCAACCCAGGAAAGAGGGAGUUAGUCGCAUGUAUGCAUACAAGCUUAAUAUAAUUUAUAAUUAUGUAUUAAACAACUCAAGGAAGGACACGCUCGUCUAUUUGUUGAUGGAUUUUAACUUAAAUGGUUUCUCUGAAUCCUACUAGCAAGCCUGGAGAUGGGAAUUUGUGCCAUGAUUUUUCCAGGUACCUAAAGAAUGCAGCAUUCCGGUACUUUUCAAGAUGUAGUUACUGAACAGAUGAAAGACUUUUUAAACUUCACUACUUGGCGAAAGAGAUUUCAGUCCAAACGUUUAUUAUCAAAAGUUCAAAACAAUAGAAAGGACCAUGAACUUGUUAAUUUGAUAACAAUUUUUACUUA